Styela clava is the source of this 3285-nucleotide messenger RNA. The record is from RefSeq and is a predicted model, not a curated record. Lineage: Eukaryota; Metazoa; Chordata; Ascidiacea; Stolidobranchia; Styelidae.
ACCAUACUUAAGGGAGCAAGCUACAAGUAUAUAUUCUAUAACCCAGUUUCAAGUGUAUAUUUUCAAAUUAAUCUACAAAGAAACAAUCGGGAAUAUUAGAGACAAUGGAAACAGUGUCAAAGUCUUCAUCCCCUGUGAAGUUGAUAAUUAUUGGUGGAAUCAUUCUCUUUAUUGUUAUUGGAAUCAUUGCAGUUAUAGCAAUGCUGAUGCAAGAUGAAGGUGAAUCAGAAAGGAAAGCAUUUCAAGAUGCGACUUGUAAUGUGGAAGACCCCUCACCGAUUGAAAUAAAUAUGUGUUCAAUGGUUACUCACUGUACAUUCGAUAAUAAAAUAUGUGAAUUUGAAUGUCCAUUUGAUUACCGAAAAGAUGAUAAUGGUUGUCAGACGAGUUGUGAAUGCGCAGAGAAUGGUCAAUAUCAAGGGGACAUACGAUAUGAUAUAUCUCAAAUUAAUAGCAUGGCCAAGGAAUAUGGAUAUUUGGAUGAAAAAGAAGAUUUUGACUUGUUUUAUGGCUCAGUAACUACUUCUACUCAUCUUUGGACUGACGAUGUUGUGGAUGGAAUAAACAGAAUACCAUAUACUUUGCAUGAUAAUAUAAAAGCGAGUCGAAGAAAAAUGCAAAUUAUUGAAGAAACUUUCGAAUAUUUUACAAAAAUGCUUUGCAUCGAAUUCGUACCUCGCACCACUGAAAAAGAUUAUGCUCUUAUUGUAUCUGGUGAAGGAUGCACUUCAUUUCUUGGAAAUGCGAAGAAUGGUGAACAGAAAGUUUCACUCGAUGAUGGUUGUGAUUAUUUCGUAAUUGCUCUACAUGAGUUUCAACAUUUGUUGGGAUGGGCGCAUGAGCACACUCGUGCUGACAGAGAUGGGUAUAUUGAAAUUUUCAAAGAAAAUAUCCUUGAAGGAAUGUAUGCAAAUAAUUUUAUGAAGAAAGUAAAGGAUGAUGUUUUAAUUGCAAAUACCAUGUAUGAUUUAAAGUCUCGAGUGCAAUAUGGUAGUAGUUCGCUUGCAAAAGGAAGAGGGCUCGAUACAUUUCUUAUUCGUGGAACGCAUGAAAGAGUUUUAAGGGAUAACCACUCUCCCUAUUCAGAAUCUGAUUUAUUUGAAAUACGUAAUGCUUACAAUUGCCUGAAGCCAGUAACUGAUGCAUCCUGGUCUGAGUGGGGAGAAUGGAGUGCAUGUGAUGCAACUUGUGGCAAGGGUGAAUUGUAUCGAUACAGAAAAUGUGAAAACAAAAAUAAAGAGCUUGUUAUAGAGUGCCCAGGUGGAUAUUUUGAAAAACAGGAUUGUUCUGAGGGUGGAGAAUGUCCCUAUUCUUGGUUGCCUUGGGAGGGAUGGAGUCAUUGUUAUGAAAAGUGUGGGCCAGAAAUACGUGGAAAUUUCAGGAAAUGUACUGGGGCUGAAGAAUGCCUUGGAAAAUCCUUUAUAGUGGAGGAUUGUGGACAUCCACCUUGUGAUGAGUCAGGUAAGCCUGCAGGAGGAAGCACAAAUGUUGGUGGUGACAGUAGUGGUAAGGAUGAUAGAAUGACUGAAACUAGUUGGGGAGAAUGGUCGUCUUGUUCUGCAUCAUGUGAUGGUGAAAGAAAAAGAGAGAAAUCAUGUGGGAAUUCAUUAUGUUCGGGUUCAAAUUCUGAAAGAGAAGUUUGUAAUACAGGAAUAUGUUACGAAGGAGAUGUCCUUGGUGAAUGGGGAGAAUGGGGUUCUUGUACUGCCGAGUGCAAUCAGAAACGCAAGCGAAGAUGUCAUGGUGUGGACAGAAAACCUGUUGAUAAAUGUGGGGCAAAUGCUCCUGAAUUUGAAUUUGAAGAGAAAUUAUGUGACUCGUAUAAUUGUCGAAAUCAAGGGGGUCAGUGGGGAGAAUGGUCAGCUUGUUCAGCUAGUUGUGAGGGAACGAGAAUGAGAAAUAAGAUGUGCAAUGGCAGGGUGUGUCCUGGUGAAAGUCCGGAAGGAGAAAUGUGUAAUGUGGGAGUAUGUGAAGAUACUCUUGGUAUAUGGAGCAGCUGGUCAUCAUGUAGCCAUUUAUGUUCUCAGGAAAGGAAACGCAAAUGUAGACACUUGAACAAUGAAGUUAGUACGUUGUGCGGUUAUAAUGCUCAAGAAUAUGAAUAUGACAAAAGAUCUUGCAAUACUAAAAAUUGUGAAACAGAAUCAUCUUCUUCCGUUGGAGAAUGGGGAUUUUGGUCGAGUUGUUCUAGAUCAUGUGAUGGAACACGGACCAGGAAACAAGAAUGUCAACAGUCGUUUUGUCCAAACCAAAAGGAACAAAGUGAACAAUGCAAUGUUGGUGUAUGUACUGGUGAGGAUGAUAGUGAUGGAACUGACGAAAAUAACAGCAUCUUUGAAAUGAGAGAAUUGAAAAUAUCAAAUACUUUAUGUGGAUCAUCAUCUAAUAUCAAAUGGUACUUUGGUGAUUUCAAUGGUGAUAGACGAACUGAUGCGUUAUGUAUCACUUUGGGUGGUAGCCUUUCUCUUGGGCAUGCAAAUACAGUUGGAAAUGUCGAAAAACUACAUUGGAAAGGAACAGCAAGAUCUUGUUCCGGAGAAAAUAUUUACAUCGCUGAUUUUAAUGGAGAUGGUAAAGAUGACGUACUGUGCAAGGAUGAAAUGAAAAGGAGGCUUGUUUUGUUAUAUGCGAAUAGUGUAGGAGUAUUAAGUGAAAAAGAAGUUGAUGCAGGAAAUUUUUGCACUGAUCCUUCUGAUAAUCUGGUUCUUAUCAAUAUGCCAAACUCAAAAACUAUGGAUCUUCUUUGUCAUUUCGAAGAUAAACAUAUCGAAGUUCGAUCGAAUAUUGGAGGUUGAUGAGACAUUUGAAAACGAUGGACUCAUUCAUAGAAGUGUCAUAUUUACAUACCCGAAUUCUCUUCACAAGGCAUAUUUUUUUUGUACCAUGGCCUUACAUGCAUUUACGGGACUGUGAAUUAGGUAUGGUCAGGUGUUUUUCCAUACGAUCCAUAUCGUAGGUAUUUUCACAAGAGGAUUUCAAUUUUGAACAUUUUCAAAUUUUUUUGAGCAUUUACCUUGAAAUAUACAUAUGAGAUACAAUUUUGGAAAUCAAAUGUUUGAUAUCUGCGAUUACCAUACUUCUAUAUGUAUCCAUGACUCUAAUUUUGAAUAACAGUUCAUAUGAGUGCACUUUGUCCUGAUAUUCAUAUGGAGCCUACUCAUUUAUAAUAUAUAAAAGUGAUUUUGUAACCAUUUGCUGUUAUUUUUUCUCAUGGUAUUGCGGUAUGAAAUAUUGUUUAUUAUUUCUGAAUGUCUUCAUUUGUUCAAUAAUUAAACGUAAAAGUUU